AUGGAUAACAUUCCAAGAAUCUCUUCUUUUCUCUCCAGAGCUUUAAUCUUCCUUACACUCUGCAUCACUCUCUUCACGAGCCCUUCUCUCUCAUACACAAACCCUAGCCCUUUACUAGACUUCUGCGUUGCUGAUCUCCGAGCUUCACCAAUAUCCAACAAUGCCUUCCCUUGCAAGUCACAAGUCUCCUCUGAAGACUUCUUCUUCUCCGGCUUGAACACUCCAUUUAACACUUCCAACCCGAGAGGUCUAGCCGCUAAUGUAGCAAAUGUCGUGACGUUUCCAGGGCUAAACAAGAUGGGAAUAUCCAUGUACAACGUGGCAGUCGCGGCUGGAGCAGCUAAUUCGCCUCACUCGCACCCUGGUUACACCGAGGCAGGAUUCAUUCUCGAAGGCUCGGUCUCGAUUGGGUUCUUGACGACUAACUACACCUUGUACUCCAAGGUUGGACAAGGUGAUAUGUUCGUGGUUCCUCCAGGACUCAUUCACUACGAGUGGAACGUUGGGAAAACCGAAGCGCGGUUUUUGGCCGUGGUUACUAAUGAGUUGCCUAGCGAGGUUGUUGUACCGAACACUCUGUUUGUUGCGAAACCCGCGAUUCCAGACGCGGUUUUGAUGAAGGCGUUCAAGACGGAUGGUAAAACAAUCAACUUGCUCAAGUCGAAAUUUAAAUGGUAA
Arabis nemorensis is the source of this 678-nucleotide messenger RNA. The record is from the annotation of a GenBank genome assembly. NCBI's taxonomy places the organism in Eukaryota, Viridiplantae, Streptophyta, Magnoliopsida, Brassicales, Brassicaceae.